This is a messenger RNA of Suncus etruscus (white-toothed pygmy shrew), 3211 nucleotides long. RefSeq names its product DAZ interacting zinc finger protein 1 like (gene DZIP1L). Gene Ontology annotation, cellular component: ciliary basal body; cytoplasm. Bases 1 to 2823 code for a protein of 940 amino acids. The record is from RefSeq and is a predicted model, not a curated record. Lineage: Eukaryota; Metazoa; Chordata; Mammalia; Eulipotyphla; Soricidae. Gene Ontology annotation, biological process: cilium assembly. The transcript has 19 exons.
AUGCAGUCUCCUCCCAUCAUUGCCGAGGGCCUCGGCGCCCCUCUCUUUGGGGCCUACACAGUCCCCACCUUCAAGUUCCAGCCUCGCAGGGAGACUGUGGAUUGGAGGCGCCUUAGCGCCCUGGAUGUGGAGCGUGUGGCUCAAGAUCUGGACGUGGCCGUCCUGCAGGAGAACAUUGCUGGCGUCACCUUCUGCAACUUGGACCGCGAGGUGUGUAGCCGCUGUGGGCAGCCCGUGGAUCCGGUGCUGCUCAAAGUGUUGCGUCUGGCUCAGCUCACCAUCGAGUACCUGCUGCACUGCCAGGACUGCCUGAGCGCCAGCGUGGCCCAGUUGGAGGCCCGGUUGCAGGCCAGCUUGGGCCAGCAGGAGCGAGGCCAGCAGGAGCUGGGCCGCCAGGCUGAUGAGCUCAAGGGUGUGAGGGAGGAGAGCCGGCGUCGUCGCAAGAUGAUCGGCACCUUGCAGCAAUUGCUCCUGCAGACGGGCGCCCACAGCUACCAUACGUGCCACCUGUGUGACAAGACCUUCAUGAAUGCCACCUUUCUCCGGGGCCAUAUCCAGCGCAGGCAUGCGGGCACUGCUGAUAGUGGAAAACAAAGGAAGCAGGAGCAGCCUGUGGAGGAUGUGUUAGAAGAGCUGAGGGCCAAGCUGAAGUGGACUCAAGGUGAACUGGAAAUCCAGAGGGAGGCUGAGAAACAGCGGCAGCUCCAGGAAGCAGAGAUUAUUCAUCAGAGAGAAACAGAAGCUAAGAGAGAAUUUGAUGAAUGGAAAGAGAAAGAACGGGCCCAGCUUUAUGGAGAAAUCGACAAGCUAAAACAUUUAUUUUGGGAUGAAUUUAAAAAUGUUGCCAAUCAUAACUCUACACUAGAAGAGAAACUACAGAAACUGCAGUCUCAUAAUGUGAUGGAGUCCAACCUUGGGUCACUGCGUGAUGAGGACUCUGAAGAGCAACUUAGACAGGUGCAGAAGUUCCAGGCCCUGAAGGAGAAGAUGGACCUUCAGAAAGCAGAAUGGAAGAGAAAAAUGAAGGAACUGCAAGAGGCGCACACAACUCAGAAGAAAGAGCUGCAGGAGGAGAAUGAGAGGCUACAGGCCUCACUGUCUCAGGAUCAGAGGAUUGCCACUGCCCAAGCCCAGCUCCAGAUUGACAUACUGCGAAGUAGGCUGCAGGAGCAGGCUAGGCUCAUUGCUUCCCAGGAGCAGAUGAUCCAGACUCUGACCCGAAAGAAGGCAGAGGAGACUCCUGAGGGUCCGAAGGCUGUGGACAUGGAAGAAGAGUCUUCUGAAGAAGAGCUGAACUCCCGGGAUGGACAGCAGAAGAUUCUGGCAGCUUUGAGGCAAAACCCCACCUUGCUGAAGCAGUUCAGGCCAGUCUUGGAGGAGACCCUGGAAGAGAAGCUGGAGAGCAUGGGAAUCCAAAGAGCUGCAAAGGGAAUCUCCCUUCAGACUCUCAAACACCUGGAGUCUAUCCUGCGAACCCAGCGGGAACAGAAGGCCAGGAGGUUUUCUGAAUUUUUGAGUCUGAGAAAAAAGCUCAUCAAAGAAGCCACUGACAGAGUGAAGGGGAGACAGACGGACAGGGCCAAUGAGCCAGAUGAAGAACCUCCUGCUGUGCUCGAUUCCAGCAAAGAGCAACCCCACUGUUUGGAGGCCCACUGCCCCUGGUCAGUGCAGGUAGAUAGGCCCAGGCUUGGGAGCAUCACGAAACCAGCUGUAGGAGGGGGUAGAAUAAAGAGGAUCUGUGUAUCUGGGCAACGGGUUUUCAUAGACCCCCAAAGUGUUCGUUCAGCCCACAAAACAGCAGAUAUGUCUCUGCAGAGAUUAGAGUGGCAGCUUCUGUUCAUGACGGAUGUGAGGAGGGCCAGCAGAGAACACGCCAGUUCUGUGCUCUUGACCCAGCCCGGGAUCCCUCUGCGAGUGCCCGCUCUUGGUAGGGGCGAAGCUGUGGGAUCCGCUUCUGCCAUUGACGGGCUUGACUUGGCAUCAUGCCCCCACGGAAUCGGCGCCUCUCCCGGGCCCGUCGGUCCCGCGGCGUCCUCUGGUGGCCAAAGCGCCUUCCUGCCGGGGGGAUCCAGGUCGGAGGAGCCGGGCCAGCAGGGGACGGCCUUGAACUUGGAGGAACCCGGGAGACCCACCUGGGGCUCGGUCCUCCGUGCUCUCAGGAGCAGGAGCCCGCAGAUCUUCCCGGUGGCCCGGGAGGCCCCGCCUGUGGUGCCGAGGUCCCGGCCCGCGGAGCCCCCUAGGAUCGACCCUCCAAGCCGCGGCGGCAUCCGCACUGGCCAGGCCCCGGCGCCCACCCCUGGCCCAACCCGCAAAACGGGGCCCCCCAGCGCCCCCGCCGUUCCAGGGUUCGGCCUGAGCACCCCCCCUUUCAGCUCUGAAGAGGACUCCGAAGAGCGAGAGCGGCUUGUGCCCCCCCAACCCCCAAGGGGCCCCUCCAGGAUGGGGCUCAGGCCGGAGGAGGACUGGGACUGGUCUGACACCGACUCUUCAGAGGGCCUGGGCCCUGGCUCAGGCGCAAUCUCUUCAGGAACACUGGUGAAGUCAAUGGUCAAAAACCUGGAGAAGCAUCUGGAAACUCCUGUGAAGAAGCCUGCUGGAGGGGUCAGUCUGUUCUUACUGCCCAAGGCAGGGCCACAGAAAGCUGCUGCUCCAGGGAGAAAGACGCAGCUGUCUGACGAUGAGAGUGACUUGGAUAUUUCCUCCUUGGAAGAGCUCACACAGGACCACAGAGAGAAACCAAAGCCCUUGACUCGCUCCAAGUUUCCAGAGAAGUUUGGUCCUACUGCUUGGAAUAUCAGUCAACCCCGAGUUCCUGGCUGGUGAUUGUGCCCCACGGCCUCAUUCAUAGCUGUUUAGGGUUAGCUCAGGACUCACACUGCAGGAGAGGAUGUCAGGCUUCUUGUCUCAGGAACCAACAGAAGGAGAGAAGCAGUGUGAUGGUGAAUACUAUUUCUCCCCUGCUAAGGGCUCUGUAAUGGGUUCUGAUUACAGGGUCAGGGAGCCAUAGGUCCCAUGGCUUAGAAAGGGUUAAAACAGGACAUCCAAGCAUUCUCCUUCCUCCAACUCUAUAUUCACUGCAAAUCAGUUAUUGCCAUUUGGUCUCUUCCUAUUUCAUAUAUGGGGACAUUCCAUGGAGAGGUCACUUUUGGAGGCAUUUAGAGACAUAUGCCUUAGCCACUCAAUAUUAUCCAAAGUCUUUUACUGAGUGUUG